Trypanosoma cruzi is the source of this 627-nucleotide messenger RNA. RefSeq names its product mucin TcMUCII, putative. The record is from RefSeq and is a predicted model, not a curated record. NCBI's taxonomy places the organism in Eukaryota, Euglenozoa, Kinetoplastea, Trypanosomatida, Trypanosomatidae. Bases 1 to 627 code for a protein of 208 amino acids. The transcript has a single exon.
AUGAUGACGUGCCGUCUGCUGUGCGCCCUGUUGGUGCUCGCCCUGUGCUGCUGCCCGUCCUUAUGGGUCAUAGGGACUUGUGAAGAUCAGGAUGGCCGCGGUAAUCCGUCCAAACCAGAGGAACUGGGUUUGAAUAGCAAUUCUUUAAACUCAGGUACCGAUAAAGUCCCGAAACCGGUUAUUUCCAGUGAGCGUGAUCGACCAGUUAGGCCCGUUUCGGAAGAGGGAUCAGGUGUGUUGUCAACUGCACAGGGUGGAAAAAUUGUUUCUGCGGAGCCGGGGUCAGACGGUUUGAAUACCAAUUCGGCAGCUUUAACGCAUAAUUCCGAUACGUUGGUGGUAAAAGGUCUAGACAACGAUACGGAAGAGACAAAUACUAAUAAAGAUGUUACGGAAGAGACACCAAAUACUACUACUACGACCACCACUACGACAAACGCACCAACCACGACGACCACCACUGCGCCAGAGGCACCAAGUACUACAAAUACAGAGGCGCCAAAUACGGCGACCACCCGCGCACCGUCACUUCUUCACAGAAUCGACGGCAGCCUCAGCAGCUCUGCGUGGGUGUGUACCCCGCUGGUGCUUGCCGCAUCCGCGCUGGCGUACACCGCUGUGGGCUGA